Messenger RNA from Lachnellula hyalina, 2688 nucleotides. RefSeq names its product Xylanolytic transcriptional activator. The record is from RefSeq and is a predicted model, not a curated record. Lineage: Eukaryota; Fungi; Ascomycota; Leotiomycetes; Helotiales; Lachnaceae. Gene Ontology annotation, molecular function: DNA-binding transcription factor activity, RNA polymerase II-specific; DNA binding; zinc ion binding. The transcript has 5 exons. The coding region runs from base 1 to 2688 and encodes 895 amino acids. Gene Ontology annotation, biological process: regulation of DNA-templated transcription; DNA-templated transcription.
AUGUCUGUGGAGGCAGAAGAUGCGAAAAAGCUAAACACCCCUCAUUCGUCAAUAAUUCUACACCUUUCGGGUACCGGUACUGUAUCGUCAGCCUCGUCAGGCCUGAGGCUACCGUAUAGUAUGGAACAGAGCGGCUCUGUUGAUGACAGAGCCUCUUGUGACUUGACACCAGAAGCCCAGCCGCAACGACGGCUUAAAAGAAUACAGCGUGCCUGUGACAAGUGCAGCACUUUGAGAACAAGAUGUGAUGGACACACGCCGUGCACCUACUCCCCCAUCGGCUUGCACGCACCAACUGACUUGUUGGUGGCUUUAGAGUACCAUCUUGUAUGUGCUUACACAAGAGUUCGCCGUAGACGAGGAAGAACAGCCAAUGUUGCUAAAACGACUUCACUCGAAGCAGUUACACAGGAUCACCCGUCUCAAAAUCAGGAUACAGACCAAAGCCUCAAUGAGCCUGACUACCGCGAGGCCGAGAAUGUACCAAGCACCAACGGUAAAAUAGAUGCUGUGAAUCAGCCAACAACUACAGCUUCGCCGGAUUCCUCCCAACAAUUCCAACACGACACCUCCUUUGAUCAAUCCGAGGCGCAAGAAGUGUACCAAGUAAGGCCGAAUGAGAUAGGCACGUAUUCCAACGGACAAUAUGGCGAGGUUUCUCCACACGAUGUCUUGAGUACACACCAGCUUCCAGCCGUCACAGGCGGUACUGGCGGACUGGAUCUGGAUCCAUCAUAUCAGGAAUGGCCAAGCGAUGACAACUUGCGGGUUUUCACCAGAGUGGUCGGUGCCCCCCAAACCCCAGCUCUCAACCAACCACCCCUUCAACAACAGCCCGUCGUGAACACUUUGUCGAACCUAGCCAUGAGCGAUUUACAAGCGCGAGCAUCGUACCAACCUCCCCUCUCACCACUUGUUGGGCUGAAUGGCCCAGAUACCACGUCGCACGCUCGUACACCGCGCUCGCCAUCUACAAGACUGUCCACGAGCGGGUUCACUCCACAAGAUGAUAACCUGCAAGCUUACCGAACCGAUACAGGCUGCAGAUACCCAGUGCUGCUGUCUUUGAGUCCAUACGUUCGUUCUUUUAUUCCGACCAAGGAACUUUGUAAUCUCCUUGAUAUAUACUUCACAGAACCCUCCAACUCUCUUUUCGAGUGCUCUUCACCUUAUGUACUUACACAAAUCAUCCGGAAGAAAUCGCUUCUUCGAAAGGAUAGGCCGCGGAAGACCUCGCCAGCACUUUUGGCUGCAAUAGUUUGGGUUACAGCACAAACGUCUGAUGCACAGUUUUUCAAGACUUCUGCCAGGGUGAGAGCGAGUAUCUGUGAUCGGCUUUUGAGGGUUUGCUUCGAAUUAUUAGACGGGAAAGACCUUGAAGAACGCCCGUGGUCGUCAUCGGCUCAUGCAUGUAGUAGCCGCGAUAGGAGUCAGCACUCUGAAAGGAAAGGCUCUGAUAACACACCUGAUGAACGGGUAGAAACUGUAGAUGACGUACUUACUCUGACUCUUAUUGGAACUGUGGUAUCAGGUGGACAUAUCAAAAGAGAAAGCACGAAGUGGUGGGCCAGUGCUUGGUCAUUGGCCAAAAAGCUCGAAUUGAACAGAGAAGUUGAUGAUGUUAAGUUGCAUGGCAAAGACGGCCCGCAAGAAGCGUUUGAAGGAGAACAAUCCAAUUCCCUACAGAAAGUUCUUGAGUUGGAAGAGGCUAAAGAAGAAAGGCGCAGAACGUGGUGGUUGCUCUAUAUCACCGACCGGCACCUUUCGCUCGCCUUUAACGCCAGACUCAGCAUUCUUGAUGCCGAGUGCCAUAUAUACCAACCACUGGACGAAAGGACCUGGCAGGACCUCGACUUGAAGCUUCCGCACGAGGUCCUGCAUCGUUCUUUUAGUCCUUCGACAACUAUUACGGGCGUUGGAUUCUUCGAGUAUUUCCUUCCGUUGAUGAGCAUCCUUGGAGACGUCGUGGAAGUUCAUCACCUCACCUGCCAUCCACGCUUUGGUCUACUGGACCUCGGGCCGGCAAUUGCGCAAGUUGAAAGUUCGCUUAAUACUUAUGAAGCAUCUCUCAGAUCAUUUGAAGAGUCAUCAAUGUUCCAUGUGGAGCAUUUUCGGUCUUCCCAUGCGACUUUUGGCCAGGUGGGCGAUAGCCAAGACUGGUCCGUCGAGCGUACACGGCAGAAACUUGUUAUUGCGUACAGCAAGCAUUUGGUUCAUGUUUUGCACAUUCUCCUACAUGGCUGUUGGGAUCCAAUGACUAUGCUAGAUGAUGGUAUGGAACAAUGGGUCACACCUGACAGUUUCUUCAAGUGCGCCACUCAUGCAAUAUCUGCUGCAACGGCUGUGUCGGAGAUCAUGUGCUUAGAUCCCGAGCUGAGCUUUAUGCCAUAUCUAUUUGGCAUAUACCUGCUACAUGGGAGCUUUAUUUUGCUUAUCUUUGCGGAUAGGAUGGAUAUGUCAACAAGUGACGCUGUCAUUGAGGCCUGUGAAACUAUCAUUAGGGCUCAUGAAAUUUGCAUUACAACGCUAAAUACGGAAUACCAAAGGAAUUUCCGAAAAGUUCUUCGAUCAGCGCUAAACAAUGUCCGCGGUACGACGACUGUGGAUCAUGAGCAGCAUAAAAGUCGACGUCGCGAGCUACUAUCAAUGUUCCAAUGGACAAAAGAUGGGAAGGGUUUAUUAGCUUGA